Molecule: messenger RNA, 988 nt
Organism: Quercus lobata
Lineage: Eukaryota; Viridiplantae; Streptophyta; Magnoliopsida; Fagales; Fagaceae
Exons: 2
Coding region: 8-796 (262 amino acids)
Molecular function (GO): zinc ion binding; nucleic acid binding
Source: RefSeq, a predicted model, not a curated record
AUUUUUAAUGGGCUUGAAUGACAGUUAUGGGACCUUGAUUGGGCAAAUCUUGCUUAUUGAGCCUUUUCCCCCUCUUAGCAAGGUGUGCUCGUUGGUUUUACAAGAAGAGAAAAGGAGAAAUAUUGGCAACACUGUUAAUGUGGUUCAGCAAUUGGAUCCUGUUGCUAUGUAUGUGAAUGGUAGUAAGUCAUUUCAAGGUAAUCAAGGUCAUGCUGGUAAUCAAGGUUAUGCUCGGAAUAAUGGAGGUAAAGGAGGUAACUUCAAGAAGGAGAGACCAAUUUGUACUUACUGUGGCUUCACUGGUCACAUAGCAGAUAAGUGCUACAAACUUCAUGGGUAUCCUCCAGGGUAUAAGCCAAAAGGUGGAAAUAAGGCUAUGGCUAAUCAAAUCACAGGAAGUUUUGGUUUUGAUGGUCUUCCUAAUAUUCAACCUUGUGAUACUAAUCAGUUCAACAUUGGUCUUCAGACUCCUUUUGGUGUUUCACAACCAAAUUUUGGAGGUUUUCUUGGUGGUUUUGGUCCUCAGAAUUGUCAACAGACCACUCAGCCUCAAUGCCCAAUUUCUCAGGUUCAAUGUGAACAGCUUCUCAAUUUUCUAAAGGCUUAUACUGCAUCCAGUUCAGGUUUUGGUACUCCAAAUGGCAUUGGUACUCAGACUGCUUCACAGGUUGCUUCAGUGAUGGCACCUGCUCCUUCUCUUACUACAGCUAAUUCAUUUCCUACAGUUGCUUCAGUUUCUUCAUCUUCUUCCAAUUUCUCAGGACCUUGCUCAAUGGAGCAUGAUUGGUCUGGGUAGGCAAAGCAAUGGUCUAUACUUGCUUCAAGCUUCUAUUCCUCCAUCAAGAUCAGCUGCUCUUGCAAAUAAUGUCAGCCACAUUUCCUCUUUAAAUUUGUGGCAUUCUAGAUUAGGACAUCUUUCUUUGUCAAAACUUCAAUUGUUGAAGCACUUUGUAGAUAUUGAUGUUCAAAAUAAGGCUACUUGCUGUGA